CGUGGUUUUUGCUAUGGAGGCCAAUUCGAACUUAGGUACAUUUUGAUAUCAAAAUAAUGUCAUUCUGUUAUCAAAUUCACGUGUGCAUUUCACUCGUCCUUGGCCGUACAUGUUUUGGCAUGAGCGAGACAAACGGGAGAAUGAUAAAAUGACAUAUUUUUUACAACAAAAUGUAAGUUCGGAUUGGCCUCAUAUGUUAACGGCACCGAUCAUGGGACAUUUAAGCAGCUCUUUGGCUCUUCUUUAUGGUAAAAUUUUGUCAGCGUUUAAAAACUGAUGGUAAAUACAUAAAUACUUGUUUUACAGGAUUUGUCUAUACCAUCCCAUUACUCGUGGCUGUUCCAUUAUAGGGGUGUUUACUAUGUAUUUUUUCUAGACACAUGCUUCACAGGCGCUAAUGUCCCAAAGAGUCCCAACUCUAAUAUAUAUAUUUUUUUGUAUUUGUGUCAUUUUAUUAACAUGCUGGAUGGUUUGAGAGACCGAUAUUAAGAAGAAGAUAAGAAAUACAUCUCGAAAACCAAAUACCAUGUCACUUUGUCCGUACUUCCUCUGCAUAAGGCACGUUUCAUAAAAUGCGGGCUUAUCACAUACAGCUAAGCCAGCACUAUUCAUUGGUGAUUUGUGUGUACCUAUAGAGUUGUCUUCUGAUAUGAUAUCGUAAGAUCUACUAAGCUAUCUGCGGGUCUGUUGUGUUGUGUCCAAAGCUCAAAAGCCUCAGUCGCCUCAGUAGGCGCACAGACGCGCUGUCGUUGAGGCGCGCCAUCGCCACUCGGGCCGAACACGCGGAGUUUGUUUUGUUUAUGGUUCACAGUGUUUUUUUUUUAAUGAAACGACAAUAUAAAUUUAGAGGGCAAUGUGCUAAUUAGGUUUUAAGUCUCCAUUUGCAUAACGAGCAGAAAAAAAUAUAGCCUGAAAUGGUUUACAACAACCUCAUAAUGCCAAUCAAAACUUGGCUUAGGUUAGUGUUUGAAAGUGCAACAAAUACAUUUUAGUUUUUGACUAAAAUGAGCAUAUCAGCUGAAGUGACGCAACUGGGUUCCAUUUCUACCAUUUGGGUGGCGGAUUCCCAACGCUGAAUUAAAACACAUGAAGUGAAUAGGUAAAAUGUGCUUGAAAGUGCAAUAACAACAAGAAAUAUGAACUAAGUGCAAAGAAGUGGCAGUGAGAUGUGGCCAGUGUUUUGAACGUGGAAUAUUUUUGAAAAUGGUUAGGUGGUUGUGGCUAGCGGCUCUGUUCUGCGGGUCGCAGGCGGCAGUGCUACCGCCGCCGUGGGCGGACGUGAGGAAGAACCCUUGUGCGUCGCAUCCGAGGGGCUGGCUGAUGCUGUACUGGCCUACGGAUGGGAAAUGCUACAUGAUUUAUAAGAAAGGCCAUCCCUGUCCAGAUACGCAAGAGUUAAGCCCUGGACGAUGGGGAGGACGCACCAUCGCCGAAUGCAAGUGCCCCCCUGGCACUGCGCAGUUGCCCCUCUCCACAACCUGUUACCGGCUCUUCGAGAGGGGACCUUGCCGACCCGGAGAAUACUUUGCUCCGGUGGAGGAAUCCUUCAAUAAGAGAGGCGAACGGCAGGGUAUGUGCGUGCGUCCGCAACAAUGUGCCGAUGAGACCUUGCUGCACUGGCCGGCUGACGGGCGCUGCUAUUACCGGCUGAGCCAGGGACCGUGCUACCCGGGUUCCAUACUUGACGUAGGCAGCGACGGCGUCGCCAACUGCACGUGUGCCUCCGAUGGUCCCCACUACUGGGCCGCAGAUGGGGGCUGCUACGCGCACUACUCGCGGGGCCCCUGUGAGCGCGGGCAGCUCUUCCUGCCCGGCGGCCGGUGCGGCUGUGACAGCCAUUUGCCGCACUACCACAAAGGGACCGGCAUGUGCUAUGAAUUAGACACAAUCGGUCCAUGCCCUAAAGGUCACGUCUUCUCCAUCUCUGAGGUUUCUCCCCAAGGCUCCAAGGCCGAGUGCCAGUGCAAGGCUUUCCAUGCGCGGGCUUCUGACGGGGCGUGCUACAGGCUCUACACUAGAGGGCCCUGCGCUAACGAUGAGAUGAUUGCGAGGGGCGGACGGUGUACUAAAGUGCCGUGCGCACGCGGGCGGCUGUACGUGCCGGAGCGGCGCCGCUGCUACCGGCCCGGCGCGCCCGAGCCGUGCGCCGCCGGCGAGGUGGUGGCGUUCGACUUCGACGCGCGCCCCGCGCUGGACGGGCUCAGCCACAACGGCGUGUGCGCGUGUGGCGGCGGCAACUGCGCCAGGCGGGAGGUGGACGCCUGUGAAACGCGGAGAGGCGCCGCGAUAUAUGGUGGCGCGUGCCACAUGCUGCACACUCAGGGCCCUUGUCCGCAGAACUCGUGGCUGGUGCGUGACGGGCCCGUCACGUGCCGCUGCCGGCCCGGACACGUGCCGCCCGACUGCCGGCCCGACACCAGGCUCGCUGUCAAAAGUUGACGCUCGAGUAUGAUUUGAGCAGGACGUCGAUGCGUCUCGUGCAUUCUGCCGGCUACCAGCUCGCCGUCGGGACUUCAUGAACGAUAUUUAGUGUCUAGAGUAAAGCAAAAGUUCGGGCAUAAUAGCAUACUAGCACAAUUUGUGAAUCUUGACAAUGUUUCAUGUGUGCUCAUGUUAAGUAAUCGAAUAAAAGCUUAAUACGAUAUUGAGCGCUAACGUGAGAGAGAUACCUAAUAUUAAUAUUGUAGAUAUUUCUCAAAUAAUUUUGAAUAAGAUAUUUGUGACUCGCAUGAUGAUACGACUCGGAUAAAAAUCAAAUGUAGUUUUUUUAGAUUUAAGCAUGUACAAGAACCUCAAUAUGCAGUCAAACUAAGUACUUAUAUUUUCGUUGGUUAGGUUCGUAACCUUUUACACACUGUGACCAGAAUGGAACCUCAAACCACUCCGUUCGAUCGUUUGUCUAUUUGCAGGCAGAUUUAGAUUUUUGAUAUUGGCGGUAGGCUCUCAUUUUCAUCUUUUGAUGUGUUGUGAAUGUAUUUGACGUAGGGUAGCCUAAGAGCGGAUGUGCCACAAGACCGGAUACAUACAAUUUUGCACGAAAGAAGCGACAUUUUUCGCGGCUGGCAACAUAGUUUUGUCCACCAUUUUGUUCUGCCCCUCCCUUCAUACCGCGAAUGGCGUUGCUAAAGACAGGUCGCGUGUAGCGGAGCUGACAAAAAAAAUUGCCAUUUUUAGUAAAUUUUUGGCGAUCCGGUCUUCAAUCCAAAAGUUCGUUGCAAAAUUAUGGUGAGUAUUUAUCAUUUUAUUGCUUUUUAAGUAGAAUUCUGUGUAGAAUUAGCAAGUGCUCUCCAGGAUUGUAUACUUGGUUUACGCCUAGGACGUCUGUAAACAAAGAUCCGGACUUUUCUCCCAUUGCCAAAGUACGGACUAAAAUAGUCCGAUCUUAAAGCACUAAAAAAAAUGCAGUGGUUCUCAAAAUUUUCAAAUAGCGCUGGAACACUAAACCUGUCAGGCAGCCAUUUUUACUUCCAUCAUUUAUCUGCAUGGGUUCUGAAUUAGGUAUAUAGUGUAAUUAUAUUUAUCUAUGAGUUUAGUUCAGUUCAGCCCUA
Messenger RNA from Cydia pomonella (codling moth), 3548 nucleotides. RefSeq lists its product as uncharacterized. NCBI's taxonomy places the organism in Eukaryota, Metazoa, Arthropoda, Insecta, Lepidoptera, Tortricidae. The record is from RefSeq and is a predicted model, not a curated record. The coding region runs from base 1204 to 2439 and encodes 411 amino acids. The transcript has 8 exons.